Sphaeroforma arctica JP610 is the source of this 1904-nucleotide messenger RNA. RefSeq lists its product as hypothetical. Gene Ontology annotation, biological process: xenobiotic detoxification by transmembrane export across the plasma membrane. Gene Ontology annotation, molecular function: xenobiotic transmembrane transporter activity; antiporter activity. NCBI's taxonomy places the organism in Eukaryota, Ichthyosporea, Ichthyophonida. Gene Ontology annotation, cellular component: membrane. The transcript has 4 exons. The record is from RefSeq and is a predicted model, not a curated record. Bases 229 to 1770 code for a protein of 513 amino acids.
GCUGGACCGGCCCCUAGUGAACACUGUGAUAUCUAGCAAAUAUGUACCAAAUAUAUAUAAAAGGAGCUCAUAAAUUUUGUACAAAAGCCAAAAAUAGUGCUACAUCUGUCCUCAGUCGCAUAAGAAUCUCAUCAUCACCUGGUUCAAUACGGACGGAAAGCUAUAAUUGCAAUAAGAAAGGAGAUAGAGCCUCUCUAUUUUCUCUAUUCUUAUCGGUAAUAGGACGCUAUGUCGAAACGAAGAAAUAGUAGUUUGGCCUCUGUGGCCCUGCCUGGUUUGUCUGAUGUGGGGACCUCAGAGACACUCACCUACGACAUGAACCAGGAAAAUCCAAAUAAGGAGUAUGCUGAGAGUGGUGAAAGUACAGGAUUGCUUUCCGGCGAGUCCGAGGAUUUGUCAUGGUACCAGGAUAUCAUAAAUACAUGGACUCUUUCCUGGCCCAUCUUCGGAACCUUCAUGUUACAGGUUGGUCCCGGUAUCACAAACAUUAUCUUCUUGGGACAUCUGGAGCACGAGGCUCUUGGAGCAGGUACUCUGGCCACUAUGUUUAUCCAGAUCACCGGUAAUUCGAUCGGCCAGGGUUUGGCCACAGCUAUGGAUACGCUUGCGUCACAGGCGUACGGUUCCGGACAAAAGAAGAAAGUGGGUGUAGUGUUGCAAAGAGGUCUUAUCAUCCUGAAUUUGGCGUCGAUUCCUAUGCUUGCCAUGUGGGUAAACACCGAGCGUAUUUUGAAUGCAGUGGGUCAGGAUCCUAAGAUCGCAAAGAUGGCGGGUGAUUUCGUCUGGUACUACACACCUGGAUUGUGGGCUAUGUUGUCAUAUGAACCGCUCAAAAAGUUUUUACAGGCACAGGGUAUCGUUAAGCCAGGUAUGUACGUCGCUGCGUUCGCCAAUGUCUGGAACAUCUUCAUGAAUUGGCUUCUGAUCUUUGGCUUCAACUGGGGAUUCCUGGGUGCUCCCGUCGCGCGAAUUACGACCCAGUGGAUGAUGGUGUUCUGUCUUUUGGGCUACAUGAAGUUCACUGGUGCUGGCAAAGAGUGUUGGGAUGGCUACAGUCCCGAAUGUUGGCAGAAGUGGGGUCAAUUUUUCAAACUGGCUAUCCCGGGAUGUCUGAUGACCGCAGCCGAGGCCUGGGCUUUCGAGGCCAUGACGCUUGCUGCCGGUUAUAUGGGUGCCGAAUACUUGGCUGCGCAGUCUAUUAUCAUGCAGUUCGCGAUGUAUACCAUUCUACUUCCUUUCUCCAUCGGUGUAGCUGGUACUAUCCGCGUUGGUCAGUUCUUGGGUAAGGGAGAUGCCAAGAGAGCCCGUCGCUCCGCUUGGGCUGCCACUAUCCUGGCGGUCAUAUCCGCGGGUCUUGUGGCCGCGGCAAUGAUAUCACUGCGUUACAAGCUGCCACGUGUAUACUCCACGUGGGAUAAAGCUAUCGAUAUCGCGUCCACUAUCAUCCCCAUUGUUGCAUUUGAGGGAGUGUUCGAUGCCGUGAAUAUCUGUGGUUCGGGUGUGUUCAGAGGUGCCGGUAAGCAGAUGACUGGAUUCUUCCUGAAUCUGGUCGCCUACUACGUUAUUGGCCUGCCUCUUGGUUUCUACAUGGGUUUCGGACUGGGCUGGAAGGCCUAUGGUAUGUGGAUGGGUAUGCUCAUUGCGCUUAUGAUUAUUGCCGUAGUUGUCAUUAUCAUUUUCUUCCGUAUCGAUUGGAAUGAAGAGGUCGAAAACGCCCAGCGACGUAUUGGGGACGAUGGCGAUGAGGCUCCAAUCAUUACUGGCCAUUAAGUAGCUACAGCAUUGUAGCUCUUGAGAUCCAACAUACAAAUAUUGAAUGAACACUCGAGUAGAAUUCAAAAAUGCAGAGUCUCGAUUCUGCAAGCACAUAUCAGAGGAAAUAAAGUAACAAAUGCAAAGCAACA